This is a messenger RNA of Trichophyton verrucosum HKI 0517, 1260 nucleotides long. RefSeq lists its product as uncharacterized. NCBI's taxonomy places the organism in Eukaryota, Fungi, Ascomycota, Eurotiomycetes, Onygenales, Arthrodermataceae. The transcript is spliced from 2 exons. Gene Ontology annotation, cellular component: mitochondrion. Gene Ontology annotation, biological process: pyrimidine nucleotide import into mitochondrion. The record is from RefSeq and is a predicted model, not a curated record. Gene Ontology annotation, molecular function: pyrimidine nucleotide transmembrane transporter activity. The coding region runs from base 1 to 1260 and encodes 419 amino acids.
AUGUCUCUGGACCGUACCAAACCGGCGGAGACAUUUACCACUCAUUCAUCAACACAGCAACAGCAACAGCAUCAUCAUCAACAACACGCAGACUCACAGACGUCGACUAUACCACAACUUCACCCUGGAGCUCAGCCUCCCCCAAACUCGUCCUUACUCGCACGGUUGCAAGUAUAUUCAACCCGCAUUCCCCAGAGCUAUGUGACGCCAUUUUGUGGAGCUGGAGCGGGCGUCGCUUCUGGAAUAAUAACCUGUCCGCUGGAUGUUAUCAAAACCAAACUACAAGCUCAGGGAGGCUUCUUGCGACGAAAUGGGAAGCUGGUGCAGACAGAGGCCCUGUAUAAAGGCAUGAUAGGGACUGGAAGAACCAUUUGGCGGGAUGAGGGUCUGCGUGGGUUGUACAAGGGCCUAGGACCAAUGCUUCUGGGCUACCUUCCUACAUGGGCCGUCUACUUGACCAUAUACGACAGGGCUAGAGACUACUUCUAUUCCCGCACAGAAAACUGGUGGCUUGCUCGAACAUAUGCAUCAUUGACUGCUGGAGCUUGCUCAACAAUUGCAACCAAUCCUAUAUGGGUCAUAAAAACUCGACUCAUGUCCCAGAGCAUACGGCCGUCCAAUGACGGAUUCCACGCUCCAUGGUACUAUAAGAAUACCCUGGACGCUGCGCGCAAGAUGUAUGCAAGCGAAGGCAUACGGGCGUUUUACUCCGGGCUCACGCCUGCCCUUCUUGGCCUCACCCACGUCGCCAUUCAAUUUCCUCUCUAUGAGUAUUUCAAACUCGCAUUCACAGGAUUCAUGAUGGGCGAGCACCCAGAUGCAGGUAAUCCGCACUGGGUCGGUAUUGGAGCUGCCACUUUCCUUAGCAAAAUCUGCGCGAGCACAGCUACAUACCCGCAUGAAGUACUGCGCACCAGACUACAGACGCAACAGAGAAUUAGUCCCGCCCCGUCACCAGAAGGGAUUUCAUUCCGUGUUUCGGAAGAAACAUACCGUAGCGCCACUGGUGUUGGAGCUGCAUCUUCAGAUGGAAUGCCUAAUCGUCCUCGUUAUCGUGGAGUUAUUCGAACGUUCCAGACAAUACUGAAAGAAGAAGGGUGGAGAGCGUUUUAUGCCGGUAUAGGUACCAACCUUUUCCGAGCUGUCCCUUCUGCCAUGACCACCAUGUUGACGUACGAAUACCUACGCAACAUAAUACACUGGGGCCAGCAUGAGGGAGAAUUAAUACUAGCCUCAUCAGUGGAAAAUCACCAUCUAUGA